Messenger RNA from Synchiropus splendidus (mandarinfish), 1428 nucleotides. It is a transcript of the gene il17c, whose product is annotated as interleukin 17c. Gene Ontology annotation, biological process: inflammatory response. The transcript is spliced from 2 exons. Gene Ontology annotation, cellular component: extracellular region. The coding region runs from base 56 to 892 and encodes 278 amino acids. The record is from RefSeq and is a predicted model, not a curated record. NCBI's taxonomy places the organism in Eukaryota, Metazoa, Chordata, Actinopteri, Syngnathiformes, Callionymidae. Gene Ontology annotation, molecular function: cytokine activity.
GCUCUGACUCUGCUGCGGGAAAGAGGAAGUCUCUUGAUGACGUUGCCAUUUCCUCAUGCCGCGAAGGAUAAAUAGUGGCGCGGCGGUGAUGGAGAGCAUCGGCAGCGGAGCGCACGCACGUGAUGGACGUCAAGGUGAGCGCCGCCGCCACGGCCCUCGCGCUCGUCACGACUUGGUUGAGCUUGGCCUGCUCAUGCUCGGGUGUCUGUGGCCGAUGCGCGAGCCUUGCGCGGUGCUGCGUUCACGGACGGCACCUCGGAAGGUGUCGCGAUCUGAGCACGCGGUUUUCAGUUUGACAAUCGACGGACUCGCUCAGUCGCGAAAAGACAAAGGGUCCGUUGUCGCUCGCUGGCGAGUGUCGGGUGGAACAGCGGCGUCCGCGGCGCUGGCUCUGCGCUCCGGACACUUGCUCUUCAUCACCAUCCUCUCCUCCUCCUCCCCACAGGUUCUCCUCCUCCUCCUGGCCGCCGCGUGGCGCUGUGACGCGCGCUGCCUCCACAACCAGACGAGGCUGAAGAGGCUGGCGGAGCGGUGGCAGCGGCGCUUCUCGGAGCCGCUGGCGGACAGCGCUCCCACCUCCUGCCCGGCGCACCUCCUCCGCUCCGGCGGCAUCCACGAGCGCUCCCUGUCGCCCUGGAGAUAUGUGAAGAAGACCCUGAAGGACCACCUGCCCGAGACCUACUCGGAGGCCGAGUGUCUCUGCGCCGGCUGCAUCCUGUUCGACAGCGAGACCGGAACCAUCAACGAGACGGAGCAGUACAACUCGGCGCCGGUGGUCCAGGCCCGCACCUUCCUGAAGAAGGUCCCGUGUCAGGGCCAGAGCGGCUACCGGCUGGAGCGGGUGCAGGUGCAGGUGCAGGUGGGCUGCACCUGCGUGGCGCCCCUCCACUGAAGACCAGCGGCCGCGUGGUCGCUCCGCCCGCCGCCUUCGUUGUAGAACGCGUCGGGCGCCAGUGCGACGCAGCGGGCGGCGCCCGGCUGCAGCACGAACCCGUGAGACUUCACAAGUCUGAGACAGCUCCGGCCCGUUUUAGAGGCCGACCGUGUCUGCAGUGGACAGCUCUGCUUUGGUCCCGCAGCAAAUAAAGUUGUGUGUUGCCUCCUCAACCCCUUGUUCUGGCCUCCUGAGUUCCGCUGCCCUCGGGGUCAGGGGUCACGGGUCAUGACCCAGAUCACUCACACACACACCCGGCUGCUCACGUGACAACACACACUUUAUUCGAUGAAAACAUGUGGAGGAGCUUCUCAUGUGGCAAACUUCUUCUGUCGCACGGGAGCCGGCAGUUGAGCAGAGAUGUCCAGCAGGGGGCGCUCCACCACCACCAGAGACUGGUCCUCCAGCAGCCGGACACACAUGAGGUGCUGCGGGGACCAGAGCAGCGUCAGCAUCUCUCACACACACACACAUGCUUGUCUCUCUGUCCUUGU